Molecule: messenger RNA, 3494 nt
Organism: Puntigrus tetrazona (Sumatra barb)
Lineage: Eukaryota; Metazoa; Chordata; Actinopteri; Cypriniformes; Cyprinidae
Gene: creb1b
Product: cAMP responsive element binding protein 1b
Exons: 9
Coding region: 234-1208 (324 amino acids)
Biological process (GO): regulation of transcription by RNA polymerase II
Cellular component (GO): nucleus; ATF4-CREB1 transcription factor complex
Molecular function (GO): protein binding; DNA-binding transcription factor activity, RNA polymerase II-specific; cAMP response element binding
Source: RefSeq, a predicted model, not a curated record
AGUGCAGUGGGGUUGAUGAUCGGAUUUUCGUCUCGUUCUCUGUGUUGUUGUUCUCGGUGACGCGACGGAGGUGUAGCCUGACGCGGUCUCUUACGUGUCGGCCUGAAUAAAAGUGGAGCUCCGAGGGCUCGAGAGUGACGGAGGGAGUCUGUAUCGAUUUCUGCAGUGACGGAGAGUGAAGGCUUACCAGAGUCAGUGGACGUGUGAAAAUUUUGUCUCUUAUAGCUAACUCGAUGACCAUGGAGUCGGGAGCCGAUGCCCAGCAGGGUGCAGACACCGCGGUCUCCGAAACUGAGAACCAACAGAUCACACAGGCCCAAAUCGCCACUCUUGCACAGGUAACGAUGGCUGCCGGACACGCUAGUGCCACGGCACCCACAGUCACCCUGGUGCAGCUGCCCAAUGGCCAGACAGUACAGGUGCACGGAGUGAUUCAAGCUGCUCAACCUUCAGUCAUUCAAUCACCACAGGUGCAGACUGUCCAGAUUUCUACAGUAGCGGAGAGUGAGGACUCACAGGAGUCGGUGGACAGCGUGACGGACUCUCAGAAACGAAGAGAGAUCCUUUCUAGACGCCCCUCAUAUAGGAAAAUCCUGAAUGACCUGUCAUCAGACGCUCCAGGAGUUCCGAGAAUCGAAGAGGAGAAAUCCGAGGAGGACGCAGCGCCUGCCAUCACUACAGUGACCGUGCCAACUCCAAUAUAUCAGACCAGCAGCGGCCAGUACAUCGCCAUUACACAGGGUGGAGCCAUUCAGCUGGCAAAUAAUGGUACAGAUGGAGUGCAAGGAUUGCAGACUCUCACCAUGACCAAUGCCGCAGCAGCCCAGCCGGGGACCACUAUCCUGCAGUACGCCCAGACCAGUGACGGUCAACAGAUACUGGUGCCCAGCAAUCAAGUGGUGGUACAAGCUGCUUCUGGAGAUGUUCAGGCCUAUCAAAUCCGAACUGCCCCAACCAGCACAAUUGCUCCAGGUGUGGUCAUGGCAUCUUCUCCAGCCCUGCCAAGUCAAGGAGGGGCUGAAGAGGCCACGCGUAAGAGGGAGGUACGCCUCAUGAAGAACAGAGAGGCAGCUCGUGAGUGCCGCCGAAAGAAAAAGGAAUACGUCAAGUGUCUGGAGAACCGUGUGGCUGUUUUGGAGAACCAGAACAAAACUCUCAUCGAGGAACUCAAAGCACUCAAAGACCUGUACUGUCACAAAUCAGAGUGACGUACCACCCUCUCUCCCUACGUUCUGGCAGACUUACGUGUACAGAGACUAAAGGGCGAGCCGGCCAGACGCGGACGCAUGUUUUCUAAAUGUUUUCUUAUUUUAAAUUGCUGCAGACUGCCUGUAUGAACACACAAGUACAUGAGGGAACCGAACACAAGCCCCUCGUCAACACAAAUCUCCUCUAGAAAUAUUGGAUCAUGUCAUUAAAGACAAAAAAAAAUGCUGAAAACCUUACUGUGGACAUAAAAACACAAGUACGUUCUCAGCCGUCUUUACUUCUGGACUCAAACCGAAACUCAGAGGAGGGGUUUGUGGGAAAAUGUUUACCUUUUCUUCCAGUGUGCUGGUGUAUAUUUCAUCAGUGAUUUUUAAAAGAGAUAAAAAAAAAUUAUGUACAAUAAUAAUUUCACUGGCAUUUCAGUAGUAUGGUAGGCAUCGAGAAAGAUUUCGUCUUGGAGUUGGCAUCAUUCCCUCUUGAGAUUUUAAAGGUUUAACGUGUCUGACUGUUACUUUUAUUUGGUGUAAAGUGAUCUCGUGUUUUAAGUUGACAUUUUUACCUUUAAAUAUGAACAAACUAUAUAGAAUUAUGAAAGCUGAUUUCCAGAAUCUAUGCCAUUUAUAAACAGAAAUAUUGUGUAUUGUAUACAGAACAAGAUUAUAGCCCAUGUACAUUUCCAGUUUGACAUUUUGCUUAUUUUAGAUGACAAAAAUGUACCUAAAUCUUUUAAUUUCAUACAAUACUGCCUUUGCAGUAGCAACGGUUGCACAAACACAGUAUAAAAAGGUCAUUUUUAUCGCAGGCAUUUGGUCACUUAUACACCAAAACUCACCUUACAGUGACAGGAAUUGCUCAAGUGAUUUUUAAAAGUAUAUUUUCAGGUUAAACGUUUCUUUACGUUUAUAUUGAUCAUAUUCGGCAGAUCACUUUUGUGUUAUGCUUGUGUAUCAUAGAGCUAUAAUUGGAUGAAAUACAAUCCAAUACAUUCUAUCUCUGGCAUUAUAAACUAAAGCAUGUUUUAUAAAUAUUACAUAAGCUUUGAUAUUGUUAUAUGGUCAAUUUUUCAUUUCAACACUAACUGGGAGGCAGUGUCUUUGUAUUUGAUAAUGUGAUAACAUAAGUAAAGAGUACAUGUUAUCUAUUAUAGCAUAUGCAUUUUUGGCAGCUAUUUAUAUAUAUAUAUAUAUAUAUAUAUAUAUAUAUAUAUAUAUAUAUAUAUAUAUAUAUAAAGAUAUGUUAAAAGGAUUUCUCUUGGUUUCAUUUUUCCUUUGUUGACGUUGAGUUGCUUCGGAAACUACAAGAAACAACUGAACAGUUAAACAAUUGCCUUUGUCAACGCAAGUUGUAUUUUGUUUACAAAGUUGUCUCUGUUGACCCAAACUGUUUAAGGCUUUUGAUGAUUUGUCAAUGACUUUUAAAGUUGUUUAAAAGCAAAAGGGUUUCACGUUUUGCGUAUGUUUUGCACUGAGGACAGAAAGUUUUAAAUGAGAUGUUAGCGGACUAUGAAUUAAAAAUGCCCAUCAACAACGCCAGUCUGUGCUGAAAGGUGCCCGUGUUGGCGAGUGCAUCAUCUGCUGCUACUCUUAAACUUCGAACCGUCUGCCUGACGUGUCAUUUACGCAUUCAGGCGUAACAAAUUAGGGAAGCAAUCUCUCCACAGCAGGCGCUCACGGUCCAGAUCUGCAGUCUAACUGCUUAUGCAAGCUGACAUGCAACCCGAUUUCCCUCACAGAACCAAUUAUUUUCUGACACAAGAAUCUGAAUUGACUCAUCGAAGGACAGACUGACCUCAGCUUUCAGAGAAAUGCAAAUUCUGUCUGUUUUCAGUGAUAGAAUCUUUAUUCAUUUUUCUGAACUGACAUUACCUUUUUUUUUUUUCUUUUUUUUUUUUUCUCCACUCUUGUGUGUACCCCGUAUGCAAUGAGAUUGACCUACUGCCAUGCUGGCCAAAGUGAACUCCAAAAUAUGCGACUGUGUAUGUUUGUCUUCAUGCGUACAAAAGACCAAUCAAUCUAAAGCAAUGUUUGAUCCCACUCAUUUUGGACAAACACGUCAUGCACUUUUUGUAUGAUAGCUUUCACCUUUUGGACACUAUGUACAAAACUGGUAGGAUUUUAUAGUGUUUCAAAGGUUUAAAAGUGUAUUGUAUAUACUCUGUGACUUGGCUUACAUUUUUAGAAGCUUUGCACUCUAUUACUGUUAAAACACUUAUGUAUACUUGUUGUUGUUCCCCCACCUCCGUUUUGUAUACAAAUGUAAAUCUUUAAUAAAAUACUAAUACUGCA